Molecule: messenger RNA, 1464 nt
Organism: Candoia aspera
Lineage: Eukaryota; Metazoa; Chordata; Lepidosauria; Squamata; Candoiidae
Gene: OXNAD1
Product: oxidoreductase NAD binding domain containing 1
Exons: 9
Coding region: 276-1217 (313 amino acids)
Cellular component (GO): mitochondrion
Molecular function (GO): oxidoreductase activity
Source: RefSeq, a predicted model, not a curated record
GGACCUUUUCCGCUGAAUUUCUUCGGAUGCCGGUUCUUUCCUUGUAGCUUUGCGGAAGACGCCUGGGUGUUAUUGCUGUCUUCUGAGUAAUGUAGUUAGGCUGGAAAUUUAGCUGGAAGAAGCGACGUCCAAGGCAGCGGUCGGAGGUGUAACAGACCUGUCUGUUUUUUCACUCCUUCCUUUCCAAACGAAUCAGCUGAACCAUGAAGGUGAUAGCCGUUCUUUGCUGAUACCUUCUUCCUGCUAUUUAGGAACUUUUAACAUAAAAGAACACUAUGAUAUGUACAACAGUUUUUGCUUUGCCUAUGUUAAUGAGAAGUGCCAGUAGAAUUCUUCCCUUCUGUUCUUCAUAUUUGUGUCUAAGACAAGCAGCUGUAAGAUACUGCACAAUAAAUGGCACAAUGAAAUCCAGAAGAAUGUCAGACCAUCUGGAGAGAACAGCAAAUGACUUUCGGCAUGAGAUUAUUUCUAAAGCAGAAGUGUGUGGCAUCAGCAAUGAAUCUGAAAUGGUUAAAAGACUCUGUUUGGCAGUGACGGAUAAAGAAUUUACUUUUAAGGCAGGACAAUGGGUAGAUUUCUUUAUACCUGGAGUCCCUGUAGUUGGUGGAUUCUCAAUAUGUUCAAGUCCUGCUAUGUUGGAAGAAGAGGGGACACUGGAACUUGCAGUCAAACAUACAGCACACCCACCUGCUCACUGGGUUCAUACUCAGUGCACCCUUAAUUCAGAAGUGGCUUUGCGAGUGGGAGGCAACUUCUUUUAUGAUCCUCAGCCUGAAGACAUUCCAGCAAACAUAGUGCUCAUAGCAGGUGGAGUGGGCAUUAAUCCUUUAUUUUCUAUACUGCUCCACACCGCAGACCUCCACAGAACUCAAGAGAACAAAGGAGAUGGUUACAAAAUGGGAACAACCAAACUGUUCUAUUGUGCAAAAAAUACACAUGAACUUCUGUUCAGGAAACAGAUUCUUGGUUUGACAGAUGCCUUUCCUGGAAAGAUCACAUGCAGUUUCCACGUUACCAAGCAGAAUUCACCAAUUUGUGAGAAACUACAGCCUUACGUCAAAGAAGGAAGACUAUCUGGAAGUGACCUAGAAAAAUGUAUCUCCAAGAAUACUUUGUGGUACAUUUGUGGACCACCUCCAAUGAUAGAAUCCAUCUCCAUGCUGCUUGAAAACCUUGGGGUGGUUCAGGGGAACAUUUUCUUUGAAAAGUGGUGGUAGGACAUCCAGCAGCUCUCCAAGCAAAAUAAAAAUGAAGACGUUAAUAUGUGCGUGUAUGCUGAUGAACACUGAAAGUUUACACAAAGUAAACAUUUUUCCAUUUGUGCAAAUAAAAUAAUUAAUUAUGAAAUUAGGUAAUUUAUUUUUAAUUUAGCUGUUUUGGAAAAACAAAUAGAAAACAUUAUGACAAAUUUCUGUAUGUGCUGACUCAGUCAUAAUUUCUAAAAAUAAAAUAUUUUUUUAAACA